Conger conger (European conger) is the source of this 2322-nucleotide messenger RNA. RefSeq names its product UDP-N-acetyl-alpha-D-galactosamine:polypeptide N-acetylgalactosaminyltransferase 13 (gene galnt13). The record is from RefSeq and is a predicted model, not a curated record. The transcript has 13 exons. Gene Ontology annotation, cellular component: Golgi apparatus. The coding region runs from base 623 to 2293 and encodes 556 amino acids. NCBI's taxonomy places the organism in Eukaryota, Metazoa, Chordata, Actinopteri, Anguilliformes, Congridae.
UCCCGUUAUGUACUGUCAGAAUUCAAGUGUGCGUGAAGUCAAGUCGUAAUAUUUUAUGCGUUUCAAAAGACAGUUGAUUACAAUGACAUUAUGAUUCCUCCUUAUAUUUAAUGCGCGUUGGAAAUAUGCUAUGCGAGAACGGCGGUGCCCCGAAAUAAAUAUCAGAUGAUCUCAGACGAACGUGAUUUUCUGCACCCCUAAGAGACGUCAAGAUAUCCCCGCAGCGCUAUCAUUACAAUAACAACACGCGGAAUUUCAAACUAGCUAAAUCUUAGACAUUUAUUUCUUAAGUUCUUAAUGGAGAUUGGUGUAAUUGUUUUAAACUCAUGCAACACGUUGUUGACAAGAAAGACUAUAGCAAAGCAUCGUUUUCUCAGUUAGCUACCAUUUUCCAAGUGGGUUAGUUAAUCAUCAUAGUUGAUUAGAGCCUUAAGGGCAAAAAGAUACUCCCGGAGGAAAGUGGAGGACCGGAAACGCUGGCACACAGGAUCACACAGGAAGAGUGGGAUGACUUCCGCUCCUUCCUCAUGCUCCAUCGCUCCGUCUCUUCCUCUCCUCUCCGCUGGAAUCCCUCUCCGUCAGGGGAGAAAGGGCUGACCCCCGGGCGGGCUAGCGGGCAAGCAUGCGGCGGUUCGUCUACUGCAAGGUGGUGCUGACCACCUCUCUGGUGUGGGUGCUCCUGGACGUCUUCCUGCUGCUCUACUUCAGCGAGUGCAACAAGUGUGACGACAGGAAGGACCGUUCCCUGCUCCCUGCCCUGAGAGCGGUCAUAUCGCGGGGCGUUGAAGGCCCAGGGGAGAUGGGGAAGGCCGUGCUCAUCCCGAAGGACAACCAGGAGAAGAUGAAGGAGCUCUUCAAGAUCAACCAGUUCAACCUCAUGGCGAGCGAUCUGAUAGCGCUCAACAGGAGUCUGCCUGACGUGCGGCUCGACGGCUGCAAGACGAAGGUGUACCCGGACGACCUGCCCAACACCAGCAUCGUCAUCGUGUUCCACAACGAGGCCUGGAGCACCCUGCUACGCACGGUCCACAGCGUCAUCAACCGCUCGCCCCGCCACCUGCUGCUGGAGAUCCUGCUGGUGGACGACGCCAGCGAGAGAGACUUCCUGAAGGAGAAGCUGGAGAGCUACGUGCGGACCCUGGAGGUGCCGGUGCGGAUCCUGAGGAUGGAGCAGCGCUCCGGGCUAAUACGGGCGCGGCUCCGGGGAGCGGCGGCCACGCGGGGGCAGGUCAUCACCUUCCUGGAUGCCCACUGCGAAUGCACGGCCGGCUGGCUGGAGCCCCUGCUGUCUCGGAUCAAAGAGGAACGGAGGUCUGUGGUGUGCCCGAUUAUCGACGUCAUCAGCGACGACACGUUCGAGUACAUGGCCGGAUCCGACAUGACGUACGGCGGAUUCAACUGGAAGCUGAACUUCCGCUGGUACCCCGUGCCUCAGAGGGAGAUGGACCGACGGAAAGGGGACAGAACGCUCCCAGUCAGAACCCCCACCAUGGCCGGAGGCCUGUUCUCCAUUGACAGAGCCUACUUUGAGGAAAUUGGAACGUAUGAUCCUGGAAUGGAUAUCUGGGGUGGAGAGAACCUUGAAAUGUCUUUCAGGAUUUGGCAGUGCGGAGGCUCUCUGGAGAUCGUCACGUGUUCGCACGUGGGCCAUGUGUUCCGGAAGGCCACCCCCUACAGCUUCCCCGGGGGCACGGGCCAAGUCAUCAACAAGAACAACAGGCGCCUGGCGGAGGUCUGGAUGGACGACUUCAAAGACUUCUUCUACAUCAUAUCCCCAGGUGUGGUAAAGGUGGACUACGGGGACGUUUCUUCACGGAAAGCCCUGCGGGAGGCUCUCCAGUGCAGGCCCUUCUCCUGGUACCUGGAGAACAUUUACCCCGACUCCCAGAUCCCCCGGAGAUACUUCUCGCUUGGUGAAAUCAGAAAUGUGGAGACCAAUCAGUGUGUGGACAACAUGGGGAGGAAGGAGAACGAGAAGGUGGGCUUCUUCAACUGCCACGGAAUGGGCGGGAACCAGGUGUUCUCCUACACGGCCGAUAAGGAGAUCCGCACGGACGACUUGUGUCUGGACGUGUCCCGUCUCAACGGGCCCGUGAUCAUGCUGAAGUGUCACCACCUGAAGGGGAACCAGAUGUUCGAGUACGACGCAGAGAGGCUGACGCUCCUGCACGUCAACAGUAACCAGUGCCUGGACAUGCCCGCGGAGGAGGACAAGAUGGCCCCCACCCUGAGGGACUGCACGGGCAGCCGCUCCCAGCAGUGGCUCCUGAGGAACAUGACCGUGAGUGCCUGAGAGGCCCCGCCCCGGGGCUGCCGCCAGCU